Messenger RNA from Prorocentrum cordatum, 417 nucleotides. NCBI's taxonomy places the organism in Eukaryota, Dinophyceae, Prorocentrales, Prorocentraceae. The record is from the annotation of a GenBank genome assembly.
ACCUUCAAUCUCAACGCGGCGGCAGCGCCGGGACCAAGCGGCUGGUCGAACGUGUUGCUUCUCCGCGUCGCGAGGGCGCGGCAUGGCCCGGCCGCGGUGGCAGCCUUCGUGGAGGUGUUCACGCACCACCGACUUGCUGCAGCAGACGCCGUGCUUUGGGGUGCCGCCGUGCUCGCGCCCGUCAAUCAGGGCAAGCGGCGGCCUGACGGGUCGUGGAAGUUUCGAACUGUGGGCUUGAUGGAGGCGCCAGUCAAGUUUGCCGAAGGCAUCGCUGUCGGCAAGUACCUCGCGGCGGCCCGGCGGCGGAUCGAACCCUCGGCUUUUGGGCUCGCGCCGAAAGGGAUCCCCAUGUGCAUCAAGUCGUUGCGCGGGUGGGCUGCUGCCAUGGCCGCGCCUGCCGCGCGCGCAGAGCCGGAG